AUGUCUCAGAACCCUUGGACGCCCUGUGCAGCAGAUUAUAAACCGCAGCUGCUGCCUCUGCUGCAGCAGCUCUGGAGCUUCUUGCUGCAGCAGACUCCUCCUGCACCUUUUAUUGUUAAUAUAUACUCGUGGUUUGCUGCUAUGGGUGGACAUAUAUCUAUUCCUGCUGCUGUUGGUGCUGCACCAGCACCUUCUGCUGCUGCUGUAGCAGAAGCAGCAGCAGCAGCAGCAACUACUGCAGCAGCAGCAGCUGCUGCUGCUGCUGUUGAUGCUGUAACUGGGAAUGAUAAAAAGACAGAAGCAACAGCAGAAGCAGCAGCAGCAAAGGACAAUGCUUCUUCUUACUCUUCUUUCUCAGCAACAGCAGCAGCAACAGCAGCAGCAACAGCAACAGCAACAGCAGCAGCAACAGCAGCAGCACGAGCAGCAGGUGCAGCAGCAGGAGCAGCAGGAGGAUAUGAAGCAGCAGCGCAUGACGGAGUUCACCGAUAUCUAUUUAAUAUGGACAUGCAAAUAGAUAUGCACAGAAUUGCGCUAUGCAAACAUAAUAUGACGAACUUAGACAUCUGGAUCGGAGAGACAGGCUGGCCGACAGCAGGAGGUUUAAAAGCAGCAGCAAGAAACGCAGAGAUAUAUUUCUUUAAUGCAGCAAGAAGAGCAGCAGGAUUAGAUCUAUUGCCUGCAGCAGAACUUACAUCUACUACCAUUGAAGCAGCAGCUAAAGUUGCAGCAAGUGCUGCAGCAAAUGCUGCAGCAAGUGCUGCAGCAAGUGCUGCAGCAAAUGCUGCUGCUGCUCAACAUGCAUAUCCAUCUCAUCAACUGGGUGUAAAAGCAGCAGAUAUUGCAGCCAAAGCAGCAGCACAAGCUGCUGAAGCAGCAACAGCAGCAGGAGUAGCAGCAGCAGCAGAAGCAGCAGCAGCAGAUAAUAUACGCCUUCCUUAUAUACCCUAUCCCCUCUUCUUAUUUGAAGCCUUCGACGAACAAUUAAAGUUUGAGAUUGAGCACGGCAACCAAUAUGAGAACCACUUCGGCCUCUUCACAGAAGAAGCAGCUCCUAAGUUCUUUCUUAAGAAGAAGAAGAAGCAGCAGCAGCAGCAGCAGCAGCAGCAGCAGCAGCAGCAGCAGCAGCAGCAGCAGCAGCAGGAGCAGCAGGAAAAGAAUAUUUAUUAUUACUCUAAUUCUAAUUCUAUUUAUCAUCAUCACACAAUCUUUAAUAGUAAAGAUCAUCCUCCUUUUUCAUAUAAUACACUUGCUGAGGUGUACAGGCAGCUCAAUAAACAAACAAAAAAUAAUGCUGCUGCUUUUCUGCAAGCAGCACAACCUAUGAGUUCUGCUGCUGCUGCAGCAGCAGCUGCUGCAGCUGCUGCAGCUGCUGCAGCAACUGCAGACAUUGCAGAACAAAUCAGCAAUGCAACAACAGCAGCAGAAGCAGCAGCAGCAGCAGCAGCAGAAGCAGCAGCAGCAGAAGCAGCAGCAGCAGCAGCAGAAGAAGAAGUAGAAGAAGAAGAAGAAGAAGACAGAACUAUGCUUAUCUUUUCUCAUUCUCUUCUUCUUAGCUCCCCGGACGUACAGCAGCUAACGGAGCUGCAGAAGCAGCAUAAAAGCAGAGAGUUGCUGCUGCAGCUGCAUCAGCAGCAACAAAAAAAACAAAAGCAGCAGCAAGAGCAGCAGCAGAAGCAGCAGCAGAAACAGAAACAGCAGCAAAAGCAAAAACAACGACAGAAAAAACAGCAGCAGCCAGAGCAGCAGCAAAAGCAACAGCAAAAGCAGCAGCAAGAGCAGAAGCAAGAGCAGCAGCAGGAGCAGCAGCAAAAGCAGCAGCAAAACCAACGCCCUAGAGAAGGACACCCACAACCUUCAACAGAACACAACAGCAAACAGCAGCAGCAACGCGCAGCAGCAGAAGCAGAAGCAGCAGCAGCAACAGCAGCAGAAGAGCCAGCAGCGGCGGCAGAAGCAGCAGAAGCAGCAGCAAAAGCAGCAAAACAUUUUGCUUCUGACAAUGAAGAGAAAGCUGCAUAG
Eimeria acervulina is the source of this 2022-nucleotide messenger RNA. Its product is annotated as glucan endo-1,3-beta-glucosidase precursor, putative. Gene Ontology annotation, biological process: carbohydrate metabolic process. The record is from RefSeq and is a predicted model, not a curated record. Gene Ontology annotation, molecular function: heme binding; iron ion binding; electron transfer activity. The coding region runs from base 1 to 2022 and encodes 673 amino acids. NCBI's taxonomy places the organism in Eukaryota, Apicomplexa, Conoidasida, Eucoccidiorida, Eimeriidae. The transcript has a single exon.